GCAUUUUCAAAACUGUCAUUCGCCCGGUCGCCCCCUCAUUCUCCAUUAUUUCGAGUUUAUGUUCCGUUUCCUUCUCAUGGUGCAAGUUUGUGGGAAUGUGAUGAUUUACCCUAAUAAUUAAAUUAUUUAUUCAUCUUAUUAAUUUCCCGGAUUUUUUUUUAGAAAUAUUGAAUGGGCUCAAAAAUGUUUCUAAAACUAUGUUUAUAGGGAGUCCCAAUAAAAUUAAUUCCAUUUGAUAUUGAUCAAACUGCUGGUUUUUAUCAGUUCAUCUUUUUUAAUUGAACAUUUUUUGUGUUAUUAGUGUUAUUUUGAGUCAUGGAAAAGGCGCCACAACAGAAUAUUCCAGGAAAUAAGGAUGAUGGAAGUGAAGCAAAACUUGAUGAGGAUGUUCCAGAAGAUUUCUUUGAUGACUUUAUGAAGGAAGACUUUAUGGCUGGCCUGGACAUUGUAGAUGAGGAUAAUAAUAUAGGACUGGAUACUGAUAACUCUAAACAACCGAAAGUACAAAAACAAAAAAACAGAAGUAAAAUAGAUCAUGUAAAAAAGUUCAGAGACUCACCACCUGGUGUAAAAACCUUGGUAAAAGCAAAGGGUGAGCAAAAAAAGUCAAGAGCUGAUAGUCAGCUUAAACGUUUAGAUAAGGCAUUGGACAAUAUUAAAAAAGCACCCCUUAAAAAACCUGAUAAACAUAUUAUAGAUGCAGAGAUCUUUGAUAUAAGAAGAGAUCCAGAGAAAACUAGGAUGGCUAUUGAAAGGGAUAAGGUGAAAAGUGCAAAAGACAAAGAAAAACGUCUCAUUACUGAUAUUGUAGAAACUGGUCUGGUUCCUCCUGGAAUGGAACUUGAAAUGAAUUUUGAAGAAGUUUCCCAUUUUGAUUCAAAGCCAGUUAUAGGAGAUUUAAGAGAAAAGAUUCGUGCCAGAAAAAGUAGAAGUAAGCCUCCUGUAGAUAAAAGAUCUGUUAGAAAAAGUCUUAGUCCAGGUAAGCCUAGAAGGGUAAGGACACCAAAACUUAGAUCCCCAGGUUUUGUUAGUGCAGCAACCUCAUAUAGGUCCAGAAAUCGAUCCCCCAUAAGAAGAAGCUUUAAUUUAUCCCGCAGUCCAAUAAGAAGGAUAGAGAGAAGCCCUUAUAGACCUUCCUUUAGAAGAUCAAGAAGCUUCAGAAUGAAUUGCAGGAGUCCAUCUCCUAGAAGAAGAAUAAGAUCUAGGAGUAGAAGAAGUCCAUUCUCCAGGCAUUCAAGAAGCAGAGAUCGUUCUUCAAGUUAUCACAGGAGAAGAGAUAGCUACAGCCCAAGAAGGAGAUCUCGUUCAAGAAGUCCAAGAAAAGUAAACAAAAAUGACAAGCCAUCUUUCUUAGAAGAAUUGGUUGCCAAAUUACAGGAAACUCGCCCAUUAUAUCAGUCUGGGUAUCCACCACAUCCAUCAGUAGUGCCCUCUGGUUUUCAACCUGUUCCUUAUUUACAACCAUCAGUAAUGCCACAAAGUAUACCACCAUUAGUACAGCCGGGACCACCUUCAAAUUCCUUCUUUGUACCACAAACACUUCCUGCACCUCAGCCGCAAUAUCAACAACCUCAACCAAAGUGCGACCCAUAUGAUGAGAGUUUCUUUAUUGGAACAACUACUACAAGUAAAACAGUCUCUAAAACUACUACUAUCAGUGAAAAUCCACCAGGACCUGACACUUUGGUUAAGAAUGGCAUAUCCAGCAACCCCAGGUUUGAAGGGAAGGAUAUCACAAAACUGUUUGGUGACAAAAGGAUAAAGCUUAGUGAUUUUUUGGCUAUUUCUUCGAAACCAACAAAAGCGAUUAAUUCGUCGUCGCCGAAGGUGCAAGAAAAAGUCAAAGUGAUACAGCGAUGUCAGGACGCUAUCAAACUAUUGAAUCAAAAACGGUUCACUGGACCCCUAAUAGUUCAAAGAACGGACACCCACGAAUGCUCCAAGGAUAAGACGAUUUCACCGAUGCUGAGAAAACCAAUCAUUCGACUACCAUUCACCACCCCUGGCAUGACAAAUUCAAGUGAAAUAAACUUCACUAAAUGCUGCGAGAUGCUUCUGCGCCGAGUAGGGAUCGACAAGAAUUCGUCGGAGCUGAAAAAGCCAGAUAAACUUCCUGAAACUUCAUCUAAACAGAUAGUUAAAACAGAGGCACCACCCACUGCAAUAGCUUCUAGUCCUUCAGAACCAAAGUCUCCCAUUAAAACUCUCAGCAAAAGUAUCAGCAUUCAGACUGACAAAGAAUUAUCCAUAUGUAAAGAUUGCCUUAAGCGUAAAGGUAUUUUAUAUUCAAACUGUGGCGUACAAUCAGGCAAUCCAAUGUUAACCUUUUCGGUUAGCACGCAAGUAACAGAAGCAGAUUUCUAUUCAAUGAUUCCCAAGACUCAGUCUUUAGCUUCAUUAACUCCUGCUCAACUGUUAGGCAAACAAUCGAUAUCGGACUUUACGAAAAUGUCGUCUGGAAGUUUUGAAUCGAGACACGGUAGAAACAUGACUGCUCAGGAAGUUCUGACGCGUGCACGUCAAACCGUUCCUAGUCCUCCCGCUCCUCCUUUUAUGCACACUACCCCUGCCUCACUUCAAACAGAAUCUUACCCGCAGUCCUUGUUGAAUACUGCAUCUCUGGCCUCAUUGAUGGCACUAAGGGCUCCUGGUGCAGGUAAUUCGUUUAUGGGUGAUCGAAAAGGUGGUUUUCCUAAAAGAUAUUGACUUGGGUGGUGCAUUCUAUGUUUACAUAAGUUUUUUUUAAAUUUUAUUGUUCAUAGUGUUAAGGUUUUUUUCACGUCACUUUGGUUUUAAUUCUUAGUGAAUCCUGUGCAAAAACAGAUAUUUUUACUAUGAAUGGAUCAAAUUGUUGUAUAAAGAGCUAUAUAUGUAAUGUAACCAUACUAUUGAAAUGUAAAUGGUUAGUAUAUUAUUAUUAAGACAGAUUGGUUUUAAUUCUAUUUUACUCUGUGGGUCAUGAUAAUAUUGUUAACCUAGCAUUUUUGACAUUGCAGAAUAAAUACUUAAAGCAACCUA
This is a messenger RNA of Anthonomus grandis grandis, 3018 nucleotides long. RefSeq lists its product as uncharacterized. Lineage: Eukaryota; Metazoa; Arthropoda; Insecta; Coleoptera; Curculionidae. The record is from RefSeq and is a predicted model, not a curated record. The coding region runs from base 316 to 2706 and encodes 796 amino acids. The transcript is spliced from 4 exons.